AUUUUUCCUUCUGCAGCCAUGGACUGGGACACGUCACUGAACCAGUCAGGAACGAACAUCUCUUCAGUUUCACCUGCACCUGGACCUGCGUCUUCAUCCACCUCCUUCUUCUCUCCCUGCUGUAACUCGUCCAGCUCCUACUUUUCCACCUCCCUGUACCUGGCCCCCACCUUCUCUGGUCUGGACCUGCUGUUUGAACUGAAGCUCCUGUUCAUCCCUCUCUACUCUGCUGUUGUCCUGGUUGCUCUUUCUGGCAACCUCCUUCUGCUCUUUCUCAUGUGGCACAACAAGAAAAGACACAACACCACCAACUUCCUCAUCAGUAACCUGGCCGUUGUCGACCUGGUCAUGUGCAUUUUCUGCGUCCCCCUGACGGCCUCUUAUGCUUUUGACAAGCGAGGCUGGAUUUUUGGCGCCCACAUGUGUCAUUUUGUCACGGUCAUGCAGUCCGCCGCCGUCUAUGCGGCGGUGCUGUCCCUCAUGGCCAUUGCGGUCGAUCGUUACAUCGUCGUGGCCUAUCCCAUUCGCAAACGAGUGGGUUGCCUGUUCUGCUGGGGUCUGGUGGUCAUAAUCUGGCUGUCCGCGCUGGUACUAUCACUGCCCACGGCUCUGCACAUCGUCUAUCUGGACCUGCAGGCUACAGGCCUGGAGAUGGCUGUGUGUGAGGAGUUCUGGGACGGCCAGGAGCGAGGUCGUCUUAUCUACUCCUGCUUCGUCCUCUUCUUCUCCUACUUCGUCCCCUUGGCUGCAGUCUCCAUUUCCUACUGUGCUAUAUCCUAUCAUCUGAAGCAGAGGACCAUUUCUGGAUUAACAGCGUGUCCAGAGCUGAGGACGGCACGGGCUGUUUGGAGCAAACGGAGGAAGAGGACCUUCUGUCUGCUGCUGGUGUCCGUCCUCUGUUUUGCCUUCUCCUGGCUGCCCUUACAGGUGGUGAAUCUGAUCCGUGACCUGGACACCGACUUCUCUAUUUUGGGAAAAGAUUACAUAAAUGUCAUCCAGGUUUCCAGCCACCUGUUCGCCAUGACCUCCACCUGUUACAACCCUUUCAUUUACGCAUCAUUACACAACAAGAUUCUGUCCUACCUGUGCCAACAACUCCUGUCCUGGAGGAAAGAACAUGGAAAAGACCAAAACGCCGGCUCCAGCACCCUGAAAAUGUCCAAAGUUACGCGUCUUCACACCACAACCAUUGUUGCCGAUCUGCCAGGUCUGGGACAGAGCCGCAUCACUCCUGAAGAGAACUACGCUUGAGUUUUUACACCACA
This is a messenger RNA of Cynoglossus semilaevis (tongue sole), 1265 nucleotides long. It is a transcript of the gene prlh2r, whose product is annotated as prolactin releasing hormone 2 receptor. Gene Ontology annotation, biological process: G protein-coupled receptor signaling pathway. Gene Ontology annotation, cellular component: neuron projection; plasma membrane. NCBI's taxonomy places the organism in Eukaryota, Metazoa, Chordata, Actinopteri, Pleuronectiformes, Cynoglossidae. Bases 19 to 1251 code for a protein of 410 amino acids. Gene Ontology annotation, molecular function: neuropeptide Y receptor activity; neuropeptide binding. The transcript is spliced from 2 exons. The record is from RefSeq and is a predicted model, not a curated record.